AUGUCCUCACCAUCUCCAAGAACGUCAACUAAUAGUAACAGUUCUUCAUCAGCGUAUCGUGUCAACUAUUCAGAAUAUGUAGCAGAUAUUACUGGUAGUCCGAAAGGAACACGUAAAUUGCCAACAACAGGUAUUGGACAUCAUAUUAAUUCAUUAAAUAAUCCUCAUCCAAAUCGAUCAAAUCAACCAACACAACAAACAGGAGGCACGCCACAAUAUGGUGGUGGUGCUGAUAAAUGUGCUCGAUGUUCGAAAACUGUUUAUUUAGCAGAGAAAAAAGUUGGAGCUGGCCGAGCAUUUCAUUCAAGUUGUUUUAGUUGUUAUGCAUGUAAAAGAAAAUUAGAUGCAACAACAUUAGCUGAACAUAAAGGUGAAAUUUAUUGUCAAUCAUGUUAUAAAAAACAAUUUGGUCCUCAUGGUUUGGUUAGUGGUGUAGCAAUGUCUACUGAAAAAUCAACAACACAUGAACAUCGUACUACACGUCGUUCAUCUUAUGGUAAUGAUCUUGAUUCACCAAAUGUAUCAUAUCAACAAGCACGACAACGAGCUACUUCAAAUGAACGUACCCUUCGAGAUGAACAUAAUACUACAAGACAAAAUGAGGAAUUUUUACGAAGAUAUCCACAACGUAAUGAUACUAUGGUUGAUACAAAAUAUCAAAGACCAAGUAGUCCAACAAGAAUAGAAAAACCUAUUGAAUCAAAUACAACUAGUGAUCGUCAUCGAUCGACUUAUAUGGGUGAAAAUGAUAGAAGUAAAUAUAUACAUGAAGGUGAAAGAUUGUCUUAUGGUAGUGGAACAUCAAACAUUGUUGAUGUACCUAUUAUUUCAAGUACUAAACGAUCGGAUUCAAAGAUUGACAAAUUUGAAAUAUCAACAGAACCGACAAGAGAUAAUCGAAGAAGUCGAAGUCCAUCGGUAGCAUCGAAUGAUUCUUUUCAACGACAAAGUAGUCGUGAACGACAACCUGGUUUUACAGACGAUUAUUCUCAUUCAUACACCAAUACUGACAACUAUAAUAAAUACAAUCGACAACCUUCGAGUGACAAUACAAUACAUACUGUUGUUUCUGACAAUCCAGUUACAACGGGAGAUUAUUAUCGUUCAUCAUCAUCAUCGUAUGAAAGUAAAUAUAGAAAUGCUACAUCAACUUCAAAUUUCAAUGAUCAACGUUCACCAUCACCACAAAAUACUGAUCGACACUCAUCGGCUCUAAAUGAUUUUGUAUCAAAAACAAAUAUUACUGGAAAUGUAUCUCCAUCUACUGGUAAAAAAUAUUCAGCAAUAGAUUCAUUAAUUACUGGUGCUCGACAAAAAAAUAUUCAAUACGAUGACGAUGAUUUUGAUAAUUAA
Messenger RNA from Rotaria sordida, 1353 nucleotides. NCBI's taxonomy places the organism in Eukaryota, Metazoa, Rotifera, Eurotatoria, Philodinida, Philodinidae. The record is from the annotation of a GenBank genome assembly.